This is a messenger RNA of Rhodotorula graminis WP1, 1735 nucleotides long. RefSeq lists its product as uncharacterized. Gene Ontology annotation, molecular function: translation initiation factor activity; GTP binding; tRNA binding. Lineage: Eukaryota; Fungi; Basidiomycota; Microbotryomycetes; Sporidiobolales; Sporidiobolaceae. Gene Ontology annotation, biological process: positive regulation of translational fidelity; formation of translation preinitiation complex. Gene Ontology annotation, cellular component: cytosol; eukaryotic translation initiation factor 2 complex. The record is from RefSeq and is a predicted model, not a curated record. Bases 62 to 1597 code for a protein of 511 amino acids. The transcript has 10 exons.
CGCCCGCCAGAGCCACACAAAAGCACCCGCACAAGUGCAGCACCUCGUCCAUACCCCACACAUGGCCGCCCCUUCCCCGCUCCAGCAGUCGCACCGCGCACCUCGCUCCGACGCAGGCUCGGAAACUGAGGACGACGACGACCACCUCGCCGCCUCGUCCUCGGCCCAGGGCUCGUCCCAGAAGGACUCGACCACCGUCCAGACCGUCGCCAGCCGCCUCGCCGAACUCGCCUUGAUCCCCGAGGUCGACGUCGACCUCGAGCACCUCCACGCCCUCUCGCCAGAGGUCAUCUCCAAGCAGGCCACCAUCAACAUCGGUACUAUCGGUCAUGUCGCCCACGGAAAGUCGCAGACCGUCAAGGCCAUCUCGGGUGUCCACACCGUCCGCUUCAAGAACGAGCUCGAGCGCAACAUCACGAUCAAGCUCGGCUACGCCAACGCCAAGAUUUACAAGUGCGAGAACCCGAGCUGUGAGCGGCCAGGGAGCUUCCGCUCGUACUCGUCGGACAAGGAGGACCACCCGCCGUGCGAGGUUCCCGGAUGCGGCGGCACGAUGAAGCUCUUGCGCCACGUCUCGUUCGUCGACUGCCCGGGUCACGACAUCCUCAUGGCCACCAUGCUCAACGGCGCCGCCGUCAUGGACGCCGCGCUCCUCCUCAUCGCCGCCAACGAGUCGUGCCCGCAACCGCAGACGUCCGAGCACCUCGCCGCGAUCGAGAUCAUGAAGCUCAAGCACAUCCUCGUCCUCCAGAACAAGGUCGACCUCAUCCGCGAGCAGCAGGCCGACGAGCACCACCAGCAGAUCCUCCAGUUCGUCAAGGGCACCGUCGCCGACGGCGCCCCGAUCGUGCCCAUCUCGGCCCAGCUGCGGUACAACAUUGACGCGCUCGUCGAGUUCAUCGUCAACAAGAUCCCGGUCCCCGUGCGCGACUUUGCGACGGCGCCGAAACUCAUCGUCAUCCGCUCGUUCGACGUCAACAAGCCCGGUGCCGAGGUUCACGAGCUCAAGGGCGGUGUCGCCGGUGGCUCGCUCCUCAAGGGUGUCCUCAAGCUCGGCCAGGAGAUCGAGGUCCGCCCGGGUGUCGUGUCCAAGGACGCCGAGGGCAAGAUCAACUGCAAGCCGAUCCGGAGCAAGAUCGUGUCGCUCCUCGCCGAGAAGAACGAGCUCAAGUUUGCCGUCCCCGGUGGCCUGAUUGGUGUCGGCACGCUCAUCGACCCGCAGCUCACUCGUGGCGACCGCCUCGUCGGCCAGGUCCUCGGCAGCAAGGGCUCGUUGCCCUCGAUCUACACCGAGAUCGAGGUCAACUACUUCCUCCUCCGCCGGCUGCUCGGUGUCAAGACGGACGACAAGAAGCAGACCAAGGUGCAGAAGCUCGCCAAGAACGAGGUCCUCAUGAUCAACAUUGGCUCGACGUCCGAGGGUGGGCGUGUCCUGUCGGUCAAGGCCGACCUCGCCAAGAUCCUCCUCAACACGCCGGCAGCGACCGAGCUCGGCGAGAAGGUCGCCCUCUCGCGCCGCAUCGACAAGCACUGGCGCCUCAUCGGUUGGGGUUCGGUCCGUCGUGGUGCCGAGUUCGACCUCGGCGAGAACUACUGAGCGUGCUCGUCGUCGUCGUCGUCCCCCUCCUCUUUGCCGCAGCUUUCCCUCUCUCCUCGUUCGUCUUGCGCCUCGCCGCACGUGCUUGUAAUAGUUACACCCACCCCCGCGCAACCGCUGUAUCACCCUACCCUCGUC